AUGCAUUAUUACAUAUAUGGAACAUCACCUAAAGAAUACAAUGAUCUAAAUUCUGAUGUUGAGUCAUCUGAGUUCAUAAAAGUAUCUAAUAAUAAUUUGCGUGCUGAGAUAGUUAUUACAGUACAUGAAUCUAUGUCCAAUCUAAGGGAGUUCAUAAAUUCUGAGAUGGUUGAAAGUUCUUUUGACUAUAAUGAUUGUAUUUCAAGUGUUCCAGGUUUAUGUUAUAAAGAUAUAGCUGUUGGCACAUAUUUUUCGGAUGUAAUAUCUUUCAAGCAUACUUUGCGAUCAGUUGCCAUCAAAGAGAACUUUGGUGUUAGGAUUAAGGCUAGUGAUAAGAAACGUGUUAUUGCUACAUGUUCUUAUCAAAGUUGCCAAUGGAGAAUUAGAGCUUCCCUAUGUGAAGAUGCUCAAACUUUUGAAGUUAGAAGAGUUGAUGGUGUUCACACAUGUCCAGGCAUCAACCGUGCUGGGAAUAGACUAGCCACAUCUGCAUGGGUUGCGAAAGAGAUUCAAGAGAUGGUCAAAAGGAAUCCUGACGUUCCUCCAAAAGAUAUCAAUAGCAAUUUAGAGAAAGAGUAUGGUCUUUCAUUACCUUACAUGAAGUUGUGGAGGUCUAGGGAGCAAGCUCGUGAAAGUAUAUUUGGCUCUGUUGAUGAUAAUUAUAAAUGGGUGCCUUCACUACAUGUUGAAUUGAUUGGUAGAAAUCCUGGUUCACAUAUCACAUAUAUGUUUGACCAACAUGACAAUUCAUUUCAGAGAUUUUAUGUAAGUUUUAAGGUGUGCACAGAUGAAUUCAUGUAUGGUUGCAGGCCGCUAAUUAGUUUGGAUGCAUGCCACCUCAAAUCCAAGCACUUAGGCAUGCUUUUAUCAGCAACCUCACUUGAUGGUAAUAACGGUUUAUUUCCUUUAGCCUUUGCUGUUGUUGAAACUGAAUCUAAGCAGACAUGGUUUUUGUUCCUUCAAAACUUGGGAGAAAGCAUUGGUACACACAUAGUACCUCUUGCAUUCAUUUCAGAUAUGGAGAAGGGCUUGGGCGAGGCUAUUAAAGAUGUGUACCCUGCAGCUGAGCAUAGAAUUUGUAUUCGUCAUUUAUGGAAGAAUAUUAAAAAAAAAAUUCAUUGUAAAGAUGGGCAUAAACUGCAAGGUUUGGUUUGGGGAGCAUCUAAUGCAUACACAACGACAGAGUACAAUGACAAGCUCGUUGAAUUAAGUGUAUCAUACCCCACCGUCUAUGCGUACCUUAUCUCAUUACCUUACAAGUGGUCACGAAGUCAGUUUAUGUAUGGGAUAUACCACGGUACAAAUACCAAUAACUUUGCUGAAUCAUUCAAUGCUUGGAUAAUGGAGGCAAGAAAUAAACCUGUUGUUGACUUAAUUGACAUGAUUCGUGGUAAACUCAUGGAACAAAGGGCUACACGGAUGAAGGAGCAUCCACUAUGGCAUACAUACAAUCAUGAAUACUUCUACGUGCACCGCUACACUAAUUCCAAGAUAUUUAGAUACAGGAUGGCAUACGAUGGAGCCAUUGGCAUGUUACCUGGGAAGGACCAAUGGCAAGUGAUUCACGAUGCUGUUGAGAUUGGAGUGCCAAAUACAUCAAGGCCUAGAGGAAGACCCAAAAGAAGAAGAUUGCCUAAUUUUCUGGAAAAGGACAAGAAAAAAAAGCUCACAGAAUUCGUUUCUAUUCCAGUGAAUUCGUUUCUAUUCGGUGAAUUCGAAUUCGUUGCACAGAUUUCGGUUUCAAAAAGAUUCGGCUCACAGAAUUCGGGUUUCACAGAAUUCGGAUUGUGCAGUACUAGGUUCACAGAUUUCUUUCACAGAAUUCGGGUUUCACAGAAUUUGAUUCAAGAAUUUGGUUCCAGAAUUAGGAUUUCAGUGAUUUCGGUGCAGUACUCGGUUCACAGAUUUCCCAGAUUUGCUGUUUAA
Dendrobium catenatum is the source of this 1926-nucleotide messenger RNA. RefSeq lists its product as uncharacterized. The coding region runs from base 1 to 1926 and encodes 641 amino acids. The transcript is spliced from 6 exons. Gene Ontology annotation, molecular function: DNA binding; transposase activity. The record is from RefSeq and is a predicted model, not a curated record. Lineage: Eukaryota; Viridiplantae; Streptophyta; Magnoliopsida; Asparagales; Orchidaceae. Gene Ontology annotation, biological process: DNA transposition.